This is a messenger RNA of Dama dama (fallow deer), 3277 nucleotides long. It is a transcript of the gene LRRFIP2, whose product is annotated as LRR binding FLII interacting protein 2. NCBI's taxonomy places the organism in Eukaryota, Metazoa, Chordata, Mammalia, Artiodactyla, Cervidae. Gene Ontology annotation, biological process: regulation of DNA-templated transcription. The transcript is spliced from 23 exons. Bases 281 to 2146 code for a protein of 621 amino acids. The record is from RefSeq and is a predicted model, not a curated record.
GUUCCCGCUGUCUCAGCCGCGGCGCCGAGGGGACACCGGCGUGACUGACUGACCGGCCGUCGGCGCCGGUAGCCGCCGCGUCCUGCCCGGCCCGCCUGGCCGGGGACCUGGGACCGAGUCCACCUUCCGCGCCCCUCGCCCUUCGCUCCGUCAGGCUCCCGGACGGCGAGCCGCGCUCCGGCCCUUCCCGGCGGCGCCCGCAGCCCCAGCCCGCGCCCGGACACAGGACUGAAAACAGUGAAGUCACAUUUCAUUGUUUAAAGACUAUUUAGAAGACAAGAUGGGGACUCCUGGUUCUGGAAGGAAAAGGACACCUGUGAAAGACCGAUUUUCUGCAGAAGAUGAAGCUUUGAGUAGCAUUGCCAGAGAGGCAGAGGCAAGACUGGCAGCAAAACGGGCAGCCCGGGCUGAAGCAAGAGAUAUCCGCAUGAGAGAACUGGAGCGGCAGCAGAAAGAGGAAGAGUCGGAAAGGGCCAGGCACUCCCACAGAUCCAGUCAUCAUCGUCCUUCUCUGGGAGUUGAGGAGGCACUGUCCAUUCGAAGUCUUGGCAGUCACAGGAGUCAUUCUUACAGUCACUCUUACGGAAUGAAGAAGAGAUCUUCUGGUUCUCAUAAAGACCCACUGAGUGGGCUCUACUUUGACCAAAGAAACUAUAGCAGUCUUAGACAUAGCAAACCCACCUCUGCCUACUGUUCUCGGCAGUCUUCCUCCUUGUACAGCGACCCUCUGGCGACAUCCAAGAGCUACAGGGUGUCAUUGUAUAAUGGUGGAUUAUAUAACCCUUACGGUUCUCGAACUCCAUCUGAAUACAGUUUUCACUCAUCAAGAACGAGUUCAUCCCGAAGCAGUCCUGUGUUUAUCGACGAUGACACUGCAAGCGUUGCGUCUUCUGGUUGUGCCAGCCGUGGGCGAAGGGACAGCGUGGUUUCUGCCGCUGAUUAUUUUAGUCGCUCCAAUCGUAGGGGGAGUGUCGUCUCCGACGUGGAUGAUGUGAGCAUCCCAGAUCUGACCAGCUUGGAUGAAAAAUCUGAUAAACAGUAUGCUGAAAAUUACACAAGGCCUUCAUCUCGAAAUUCUGCCUCAGCAACAACCCCUCUAAGUGGAAACUCAUCCAGGCGAGGAAGCGGGGAUACCAGCAGCUUAAUAGACCCAGACACCUCAUUAAGUGAAUUGCGGGAGUCUUUGUCUGAAGUGGAAGAAAAAUACAAGAAAGCCAUGGUUUCCAAUGCACAGUUAGACAAUGAGAAGAACAAUUUGAUAUACCAAGUAGAUACCCUCAAGGAUGUUAUUGAAGAGCAGGAGGAACAGAUGGCAGAAUUUUAUAGAGAAAAUGAAGAAAAAUCAAAGGAGUUAGAAAGGCAGAAACAUAUGUGUAGCGUGCUACAGCACAAGAUGGAUGAGCUUAAAGAAGGCCUCCGACAAAGAGAUGAGCUAAUUGAGGCCUUUGAGAAACUGAAAGAACACGCGGGCUGCCUCAGGAGCGAGCGGGAUGCGCUCCGGGAGGAGCUGGCCACCCUGAAGGCAGCGGCGGAGGCGGGAGAGAAACAUGGCCUAGUCAUCAUCCCCGACGGCACUCCCAACGGUGACGUCCACCAGGAGCCCGCAGUCGGGGCCAUCACCGUGGUGUCUCAGGAAGCCGCCCAGGUCUUGGAGUCGGCGGGGGAAGGGCCGCUCGACGUAAGGCUACGAAAACUCGCUGGGGAAAAGGAAGAGCUACUAUCACAGAUUAGGAAACUGAAGCUGCAGUUGGAGGAGGAGCGGCAGAAGGGCUCCAGGAGCGACGGAGGCACAGCCGGCGACCUGGCAGAGCUACAGAACGGCUCAGACCUGCAGCUCAUCGAGAUGCAGAGAGAUGCCAACAGACAAAUUAGUGAAUACAAGUUCAAGCUUUCUAAAGCGGAACAGGAUAUAACCACCUUGGAGCAAAGCAUCAACCGCCUGGAGGGGCAGGUGCUGAGAUACAAAACCGCUGCUGAGAAUGCGGAGAAAGUCGAGGAUGAACUGAAAGCAGAAAAGAGGAAGCUACAAAGAGAGCUCCGAACAGCACUGGACAAGAUCGAGGAGAUGGAGAUGACCAACAGCCACCUGGCCAAGCGGCUGGAGAAGAUGAAGGCCAACAGAACGGCACUGCUGGCCCAGCAGUAGGGCCCCGCCUGCCCCGGGGGCGACCUCCGCCCACCAACGCAGACCCCUUUCAGGACUGUUUGGGCUUUGUCAUUCAGAUAGCCACUUUGUAUUUUAUAAUUUAUGAGAGAAUGAAACAGGUUUGAAUCUUCAUGAAUGAACAUUUUGUGUGUAGUUGAUUCUAGACUAAGAACUAGUCCAUACCGUUACUUUUUUUCCGUAAUUUUAGAAUCAAGUUUACUCACCAUUUUUCCCCAGCCGCCUCAGUGACUGGGCCCGUUUCUGGAGGACAGCGGCUCAGCGCCCACUGAGAUACUUCCUGGAGACCUCAGAAACACAAGUGCCUUCUCCACGGUGCAAUUCAGACUACAGUGAUCUCCAGGGGCCAAGAGACACUUACCCUUAAUAUCAGGUAGCGUUUAUAUUUAGUGAAGAAACAAGUUCACAGGUGGGGAAUAUAUGUUUCACUCAAAUUUGUAUGUUUGGAGGAAAUAGCCUUUUUUGUAAGAUAUUUAAAUUUAUAUAAGAAAAUGUUAGAAAAGGAUAUGGGGAGUGUAUAUAAAACUUGUUUUAUUGCAUGGGGCAGGGGCGCCCAGGGCCUGUUGCUCUUAAAGUAAGAGUAGGGUCCUUAGUCUUCACAUCAGCUGUGCUGUAUCUUGUAAAGUAUUUUCAUCUGCUGCUUAUUUGUGGAAUGAAACCUCAGACCAGCCCAAUGGAGAAGGAAGGGCAGGCCAGGCAGGUGGAGGUCGGCCCGAAGAGUCUGUUAAACACACCCUUCUGCUGACUACAGUUGGCUACUGACACAUUCGUUCUGUUAAGAGGAGCCUUUAAAACAAAUCAUGGCUCUCACGCCCCUCCUCUCUCCUUAAGGAAGAAUAAUCUGAAACACAGAAUUUAAGAACUUUGGUCUCAUCCUUAAAGGUACCCAGUUCCGAGGGUUUUGCCGUGGAGUGUGUAGCCAUGUUGCAGUAUUUGUGAUUCUCUGUUGUUCUCAGAAUUGAGGUGGUUUCAUGGAAGUGAUUAUUGUAUCUUCAACGUGUUUACACAAAAAAUACGGGGGAAGUCUAACGAAUUAAGGCCACAUAAGAUAAAAUUAGACAUGAAACUAGAUAAUAAAGUUAACUUAAAUAUGAAUAAAAUCUCUAAAAAUUA